AUGGGGGCCACCGCCGAAUCCCUCCCCGAGCAAUUAUUCCUGGAUCUCCCCAUCACCCAAGCCCGCAAUCCCCCGGUCGGCAUGGACCUGGUUGAGCCCUGGGCCACGGAAUACUGCACCGCCAUUACCGAAAAGCGAUACGGAGAUGCCAUUUGGGCCCGAUACAAUAUCUUUGGCGAUACCGUGGACGGCAUGUACACCCACUGGGACUGCACCGACGACGGGCAAUACACGGAAUGGAACGUCAGUGUGUAUGAUGAGAUUCUGGAGGAUGCGCGAGGAUAUGCCCGCGAUCGUGACGUGUAUCGGGAAGCGCUGGAGUUUUAUCGGGAUACGAGCGAGGAUGAUUCCCGGAGGGAUAUUAUCGAGGCGUUGUAUCGGAUUGGGAAUCAGCCGUAUCGUCUUUGGUUCUUUCAGUGA
Aspergillus ibericus CBS 121593 is the source of this 420-nucleotide messenger RNA. RefSeq lists its product as uncharacterized. The record is from RefSeq and is a predicted model, not a curated record. The transcript has a single exon. The coding region runs from base 1 to 420 and encodes 139 amino acids. NCBI's taxonomy places the organism in Eukaryota, Fungi, Ascomycota, Eurotiomycetes, Eurotiales, Aspergillaceae.